AUGCGCUGCUUUAUGUGUAUUGUAUCAAGUGUAAAUAAAUAUUACAUCCGACUGUAGUUGUCGCUAGCCAUCUCUACGUUGGCGGCCUGCUGUUGCGUCAACCGUCUGAAACAGGCGGAAGCAUGUUGCUUCAUAAAAUAAA
This is a messenger RNA of Chondrus crispus (carragheen), 142 nucleotides long. RefSeq lists its product as hypothetical. The transcript has 2 exons. Lineage: Eukaryota; Rhodophyta; Florideophyceae; Gigartinales; Gigartinaceae. The coding region runs from base 1 to 57 and encodes 18 amino acids. The record is from RefSeq and is a predicted model, not a curated record.